CGCUUCCUUUCCACGCAACAGAUGCCUCCUCCUCCGGAGCCGAACAAAACGCCAAGGUAGGGAGAGGUCAGGGGGGAAGAAAAGCGGAAAGAAAAAUUGAAAAAAGACGAUACACGAUACCGUUUUUAACAAAUCUAGGGCACCAAAGAAGCGGAAGUUCGGCUCCCUUUUUGGAUUUUCUUUUCCGUAUUUUGGGGCAAAGUAAACGGGGGCGGAGUCUGAGGAGUUUGAUUUAACUGCAUCCCGUUUUUUGUGGUUGACAGCUCACCGAACCCAUUCUCCACUGAUCACCAUGAUUGACUAACCUUUCAGACGGGGAGCCGAGUAGCCUCUUUCAGACGGCGAUCCUGCAAAAUGACUGCAUCAGAGUCAUAACUGCCUGCAUUUGUUCACCCGUUCCCUCUUACACAGAACCAAGUCGCACCAAGGUUCAAGUGUGUGUAGAUGUGCGACAGCGGAUUGUGCGAGGACAAGCCCCCCGCCCCCCCUGUCAGGAUGAGUAGCCAAGGAGGAGGAGCCAAAGACCCCCAGGUGACCAAUCACAGCUCUCGGCCGCUUCCGUCUGUGCCGGAGGAGCGCAAGUCCAGAAACAAGAUCAUCUCCAUGUUUGCCUCGGAGAAAGGAGGUAGGAAGAAGGAUCGAGACAAGGACAGGCCAGAGAUCUCCUCCCCAUCUGACUUUGAACACACCAUCCAUGUGGGCUUUGACGCCGUCACUGGAGAGUUCACUGGCAUGCCGGAGCAAUGGGCCCGUCUCCUCCAAACCUCCAACAUCAGCAAAUCUGAACAGAAGCAGAAUCCUCAGGCGGUCCUGGACAUCCUCAAGUUCUACGACUCCACGAGUGGGAAGCAGAAGUACCUCAGCUUCUCAGCCUCAGAUAAAGAUUCACCGUCGGGUAAGCAGGGCACGGCCGUCUCCUCGCAGGACGGCAAAGACGGUGACGACGACGACGACGAUGACGACGCGCCGCCGCCCGUCGUGGCGCCCAGGCCGGAACACACCAAGUCGGUUUACACGCGGUCGGUGAUUGACCCUUUCCCGCCUCCGGAGGGCGACGUGGCCUCCAAGGCGGCCGACAGGCAGAAGAAGAAAGGAGGCAAGAUGACAGAUGAGGAGAUCAUGGAGAAACUCAGAACUAUUGUUAGCAUCGGCGAUCCCAAGAAGAAAUACACUCGAUAUGAGAAGAUCGGACAAGGGGCAUCCGGAACCGUCUACACGGCCAUAGAUGUUGCCACGGGGCAGGAGGUGGCCAUCAAGCAGAUAAACUUGCAGAAGCAGCCCAAGAAAGAACUCAUCAUCAACGAGAUCCUGGUCAUGAAGGAAAUGAAGAAUCCCAACAUUGUCAACUUUGUAGAUAGUUUCCUGGUGGGCGAGGAGCUGUUUGUGGUGAUGGAGUACCUGGCGGGCGGCUCCCUGACCGAUGUGGUGACGGAGACGUGCAUGGACGAGGCCCAGAUCGCAGCCGUAUGCAGAGAGGUCCUGCAGGCUCUGGAGUUCCUUCACGCCAAUCAGGUCAUCCAUCGAGACAUCAAGAGCGACAACGUACUGCUGGGAAUGGACGGAUCGGUCAAACUCACCGACUUUGGCUUCUGUGCUCAGAUCACACCGGAGCAGAGCAAGCGCAGCACCAUGGUGGGCACGCCGUACUGGAUGGCUCCAGAAGUGGUCACCAGGAAGGCCUACGGGCCUAAAGUGGACAUUUGGUCUCUGGGCAUCAUGGCCAUCGAGAUGGUGGAGGGAGAGCCCCCCUAUCUCAACGAAAACCCUCUCAGGGCGUUGUAUUUAAUCGCCACCAAUGGCACUCCCGAGCUGCAGAGUCCAGAAAAGCUGUCCCCCGUCUUCAGAUCCUUCCUGUCGCGAUGCUUGGAGAUGGACGUGGAGAAGCGAGGGUCGGGCCGAGAACUGCUGCAGCAUCCUUUCCUGAAGCUGGCCAAGCCUCUGUCGAGCCUGACUCCUCUCAUUCUGGCUGCCAAGGAGGCCAUGAGGAGCAACCGCUGAGUACAGAAAAAUCACACCUAAAAAACCCAGAGACAGUGUUUUGGUUUGGUUUUUUUCACCUUUGUGCCUUCUUUACACAGUCUUCCUCGACAAGCCAUGUGGUAUUCGACAUGGUUAAAUAAAUACCCCCCCAACCCCUCACACACAGAUUAAUGAUACAUAUUAUCAGCCUCUACCACCAGCCCUCGUUCAUUUUUGUGGGUUAGUUUAAGAACCAUGGUGUCGAAAUGAAUGAUUAGCGGGGAGGGAGGGUGUGAGCGCCCAUGAAGAUAAUAAAAGCAUUUUAACUCCUGGAGGCAGCAGUUCAUACACUAUACUUCAUGGACACGUCAGUGAACACGAGCACCCUCCUACCUCUACAAUGUUGACGACGUCAAUACAAUUAUGUGCCGCCGAUCUAGAAGCUAACACUGUUAGCCACUGCUAAUAUUACAUAAUUUUAUUUUUUAAUGGGAAAAAAAAAUGAAAUUAGAUUGUAAUUGUAAAAAUAUACAUUGUAUUAUUUAUUUGGAUUGUAAUAAUAUAAUGAAAUUAUUUCAUUGGAUUUAAAUUAGAAUUUAAUUAUGCAGCUUUACUUAACCUUUUGGCUUUGACAUUACAGCAGACAGUAUCGCAUCCGUGGGGUGGCAAUUUUACUAAUAUGCCCGCUUAAAAUAAGAGGAAUUUUAAAAUUAAAAAAAAAAAGCCCCAAAAGAUUGAUUCUGCAAAUAAAUCAUAAGGAUGAUACACUUUUUUGGAUGUUUGCAUCAUACAUUUUCAUGAAUGUAAAUAUGUCUUAAACCCCUGUUUUAAACCCAAGAGUCCUGCUCUGGUGCUAAAUUAAACUAUCCAAAUAAGCCUUUUGGGGUGGUGGGGGGGGGGGCUUUUUAUUUUUUACUGCUUGGUUUCUGUUUUUGUUUUUCCAAAUCAUACAAUCUAUGCAAACACAUUCAUGCAUACUACCAACAACAAAAAACAUGUUUGCCCUCAUUAUUUUCCUGCUCAAUGUUCGGUUUUAAUUACAAUUUAUUCUUGAGCCCUUGUGUAUGUGUGUGAGAGAGACUAAAUUUUGUGUUAUGCAAUAACACCCUUUAAUUUAAUUUUUAAUUUUUGUAACUAACACAAGAAAUGUCCUUGUCCCCAAAUACUGACAACAGUAUUUUCCAUUGUUUUGAUUGAAAUUGAUCCCCCAAAAUACCUCAUCUCCUUGUCAGUUUAGAUAAUCACUGGUAAGCUUUUAACAUGUAUUUAAAAUGUUCUCUUUGCAUAAUGCAUAAAGGUGACACGCAGAGUAGACUGAUGGAGGAAUUUUUAUAAUUUAAAACAAAUUUUGACAUGCAACAAGUGGAAUAAAACAGUUGGUAAAUUAUUUGUAAA
Phyllopteryx taeniolatus (common seadragon) is the source of this 3354-nucleotide messenger RNA. RefSeq names its product serine/threonine-protein kinase PAK 2-like. The transcript is spliced from 16 exons. Lineage: Eukaryota; Metazoa; Chordata; Actinopteri; Syngnathiformes; Syngnathidae. The coding region runs from base 445 to 1998 and encodes 517 amino acids. Gene Ontology annotation, cellular component: cytoplasm. Gene Ontology annotation, biological process: regulation of MAPK cascade; intracellular signal transduction; regulation of axonogenesis. The record is from RefSeq and is a predicted model, not a curated record. Gene Ontology annotation, molecular function: protein serine/threonine kinase activity; ATP binding.